Messenger RNA from Talaromyces stipitatus ATCC 10500, 5065 nucleotides. RefSeq names its product cell polarity protein (Tea1), putative. Gene Ontology annotation, biological process: regulation of cell shape. The coding region runs from base 1 to 4551 and encodes 1516 amino acids. The record is from RefSeq and is a predicted model, not a curated record. The transcript is spliced from 4 exons. Gene Ontology annotation, molecular function: protein binding. NCBI's taxonomy places the organism in Eukaryota, Fungi, Ascomycota, Eurotiomycetes, Eurotiales, Trichocomaceae.
AUGGCGUUUUUGUUCAAAUCGAAGAAGAACCAACCACAACCGGGAGGAGCAGGGUUGCCACCCACAAGCAGGAACAUACAUACAUCGGAGGGUGUAGUGCAGGAGAAGCAACCGUUUGCGAAUGGCGGACCACGAGAUAUGGCCAGAAUGGUGUCUCCAACACCCAGCGGAAGUAUAAACAACUCCCUGAAUUCCGUCACCACUUCCGGCAGCCCUGACCCAAGUCGGGUGCGGCAACGAGCGGACUCUGAAACACAGGUUCAGCGAUCAGGAUCAUCCGCUGCCACCGGGUCACCCACAACAGGAACAAAUGCUGCUCUCUAUCCUUGGUCCCAACGACGCUUGAAUUUCACCUCCGCAAACGCUAACCCUUUCCCCCGAUAUGGCGCUGCAAUCAACUCAAUUGCCUCGAAAGAGGGCGACAUCUACAUGAUGGGUGGUCUGAUUGACGGUUCUACUGUGAAGGGAGAUUUGUGGAUGGUAGAAAGUAGUGGCGGUAAUCUUUCAUGUUUUCCGAUCCCAACGGUCUCGGAAGGGCCAGGCCCCCGUGUUGGACAUGCGAGUCUCCUAGUUGGGAAUGCAUUCAUUGUGUUCGGUGGUGAUACGAAAAUAAAUGACAAUGACAUUCUGGAUGAUACCCUUUAUCUACUUAAUACAUCAUCUCGGCAAUGGUCUCGAGCGAUUCCUCCCGGUCCUCGACCCUCUGGACGAUAUGGCCACACAUUGAACAUUCUUGGCUCAAGACUAUAUGUUUUUGGAGGACAAGUCGAAGCCUUCUUUUUUAACGACCUUGUUGCUUUCGACUUAAACGCUCUUCAAAGUCCUAAUAACAAAUGGGAGUUCCUAAUCCGCAACACGCACGAUGGUGGCCCGCCUGUCGGCCAAAUUCCUCCACCUCGAACAAAUCACACGACCAUCAGUUUUAACGACAAACUGUAUUUAUUUGGAGGCACGAACGGAUCGGCUUGGUUUAAUGAUGUUUGGUGUUACGACCCCAGGACAAAUAGCUGGUCAGAGCUUGACUGUAUAGGUUUCGUGCCUUCUCCGCGUGAAGGACAUGCUGCGGCACUAAUAGGGGACACAAUGUAUAUUUUUGGUGGUCGUGAUAAGGACGGUAUGGAUUUGGGUGACUUGUCUGCCUUUCGUAUCAGCAACAGGCGGUGGUUCUCGUUUCACAACAUGGGACCUGCGCCGUCUCCUAGAUCUGGUCAUAGUAUGACUGCAUUCGGGAGACAGAUUAUCGUCAUGGCCGGUGAACCUAGCUCAGCACCAAGAGAUCCAACAGAACUCAGCAUGGCGUAUGUUUUGGACACAUCCAAAAUCCGUUACCCGAACGAACCCGCUCAAAAUGGCGAGAAAGCUACCGAUGGACGGAAAACGAGCAGUGAAAAGUCUGUGAUACCCGCUGGUCGAGUUUCCAGGGAAGCGCAAAAUGCCCCAGUGGACCAGCCGCGGCGAAUGACAUCCUCAUACCGAGAAAGCAUAACCGGCCCCAAUGCGAAGCCACAAGGCGACCCGUCUCUAGGACCGGUAGGAUCAAGACUCCCACGAGCAUCCAUUGCUCAGGCACCGGCAGGACCGCCCCCACCAGGUCAAGCGCCAACCCCUAACCCACGAAUGAAUGGGCAGGGCCCUCAGGCUCCUAGGAGUAAGACGCCAACGAAGCAAGACCGAAACUAUGGCCCUCAAGUGGAUACAGUACGUGCUGCUGCGGUGGAUCGAGACAUGCCAUCUCCAACUAUGAGGGGCUCUCCAAUGGACAACAAUCGACCCACAGCAAAUGCAAGCCCUGUCUCUGGCGGUCGUCAUACUCCGAGUAGUCAACCUCCAUCAAGGAUGGCUGCAAGGGCAAUGGAGGCCGGGGAAGCCGCUCCACUCAUGAGUGGACCGACCAGGCAAAGAUCACUUCAGAAGCAGCGGCAACGAGCUUCAAUGGACAGUACUGACGAAUCCAUUCUAGGCAGGCAGCCAAGCAUGGAUGGCUCUGUUGAGUCUCGAAACUAUAGGAAUUCACGCAUCCUAGGUGAUGAACCUAGGUCACCCAGACUCACUCCUCAUCAAGAAGCGCUGAUCAAGGAGCUUGAAGCGGCGAGAAAUCGGAACGCUUGGUAUGCUUCAGAGCUAGCGUUGGCCCGUAAAGCUGGGUAUAACCCCACUCCAUCUACCGGAUCGGCACUUGAUGAGCGUCCUCCCGAUGUGUUUGGCGAUGAAGAUCGACCAUUGAUAGAGGCAUUCCUUGCAAUGAGGGCAGAACUUGCUAAGAUGCAAGUGACGGUAGAUCGCCAGGCUGCGAUUGCAUCCAAGAGAGUAGCCGAGGUCGAGCACCAACGUGAUGCCGCAAUCAGUGAAGCUGCAUAUGCUCGUGCCAAAUUAGCAGCGCACGGUGGCAGCCAGCGUAGCACUCCGCAGUUGGAAGGAACGUCUCGUGCUGAUGAUGAUACCGGUUCCGAUCGCGCCGCAGAUCUGAGUAGAAGACUGGCCAUAGCCCUAGCCGCCCAGGCCGAGAUGAAAUCGAAGCUAGAAACCAUGGCGAUUGAUCUCGAACAAGAAAAGAGGGCUCGCGAGUUAGCGGAAGGGACAAACGAAGCGACACGAAAGAGACUGGCGGAACUGGAAAUGCAAAAUCAUGCUUUGGAGCUGGAAAGUUUGCGAGCUGAACUCCAUCAACUGCAAACCCAUGCCAGAGAGGAGUCUGCGCUUCGCUCGGAGGCAGAGGCCAAUUUCAAACAGGCCAGUAUUGAUAAGGAAGAGUUGAGCCAGAAACUGGAAGACGUUACAACACGUCUCAAGGACCACAGUGGUAAUAUGGCAUCGCUUCGUGAAGCUGUUGCAGCAUCUGCAGCGAAGGCUUCUUUGAUGGAGAAACAUCUUGAGGAGGAGCGUGAGCGCCGGGAAGGACUAGAGCGGAAACUACUACAGUUGAGAGCCGAUCAUGAAGAGAUGAGUGCUGAGUUGGAGACUGCACACCGCCGAUUAAAAGAGGCUGAGGAAUUGGCAGAAAGUCAUGCUCGGGAGGCAGAGAGCCAUAAACUUGCCUUUAUCUCAGGUCUUGAUCGUGCAUCGUCAAUUGAUUCUGAUAGCUCGAUUCGUUCAAUAAGCGACCAGCGUGUUGUAGCUUUGCAGGCGCAAGUCGAAGCAGCUACCAAGCUUGCCAGAUCCAAUCAGGCGGCUGCUGAUGAAGCAGCGGACAAAUUAAGACGUGCGGAAGAACGUAUUGCAGGUCUUGAGGCGUACCAGGAGCAAGUUAGUCGUGAGGGUCUUCAGCUUCGCCGCCAAUUGCAGACAGCCAUCAAAGAAAGCCAGACUAUGGCGACGGAGAACAAGGAACUCAAGUCGCAGCUCGAAAGUCAACAGCGCGACACCAGUGCUCUGGCCAUCCAACAUGGUGCUCUUAAGGAUCUUUUGGGUGAACGGGGUGUCCAUCCAUCGGACAGCCGAAGGUCUCCUCUUCUUGACUCACCUGGGUCUCGAUUUGGUACUCCCGAGCAAACACGUCUCCGCGAGCUCGAGCAGCAACUCCAGGCCAGCCUAAAGGCUCAUGAAGAAACAAAAGUUACAUUUGAGUCACGUGAACAAGAAGCUGACCGUGCUUACCGCGAGAAAUUGGAGCAGCUUGAAAACGACUAUCAGUCUGCUGUUCAUUACGUCAAGGGGACAGAGAAGAUGUUGAAGCGCAUGAAGGACGAACUGGCUAGAUACAAGACGCAUGCCGCCACCUUACAAAGCGAGUUGGAGACUGUACAGAAGAAUGCGGAGAAAUCAUCCGACUCACCGGCUCCGGCCUCUUGGGAGAGCGAACGAUCCGAGUUGCAGAAAUCACUUUCGGAGCUCCAGACGAACAUGAGCAGAUCUAUCAACGAAUUGGAGAGCCAGAUCACCAAGCUUCGAGAGGACCUUUCCGCAGCACAAGCUGAGAGCCAUGAGAGUCGAUCGGCGCAUGAAGCUGUCAAGCAAGAGCUACUUGCCGUGGCAGACAGGUCGCGUGCUGAAAUUGAGCAGUUGAAGGAGGAAAAUAAUUUGCUAGAGUCCCGAGCGCUACAUGCAGAACAGCGGGUCACGAUGCUUCUUGAGCAGAUGGUGACGUCUGUUGACAAUCAUCGCCGUCAAUCUCAGCAUGGACAUGGCUUCAGCAGCAUCUCACGAACUCAUAGUAAUGCGUCGACGGCGACGGCCGGCGUUCCCGAUGGCGGCCGUCCUCGAGGUAACAGCAACGUCUCUCGUGACGAUUUAUUCUUAGAUAACCGCAGCUCAAUGGCAUUGGAUUCGCUAGCCAACGAACUGGAUGCUCUUCGCAGUCACUGGGAGAGCACCAAUCGCAGUCAUCGUCUGAGUUCUACAACAUUCGACCUGGAGGCAACUCCAACCAGGGAGACCCAUGAGGGCACUACCUUGACCCCAUUGAGUGAGAGCGUCAGUAAUUGGCGACGGCGUUUAGAGGAAGAAGAGGCACGCGCGAGUAGUCCAGCUGUUGAUUUCUCUGAAGGGUUGAGAACGCCAACUGCAACGAGUCAUGCGAACGCGUCGGAACACUCUGGCAACAAUAUGAUAUAAGCUGAACCGUCUUGAAGAUGAAAGAUUCCCGCGUUUCACUGUUUGCUUUUUUCGUUUUGACUAUUCUAUCCACACUCAUCGUUUUUACAUUUUUAUGUACUUCUAUACCCACCUUAUUUCCAAAACUGGUCUCUUAGCCUUUUGACUUGUUCUUUAUUUCCUGUAAUGGCAGGUACCAUCAUUCGAUGUUGUCUGUCUCUUUGUUUCUUUCUGUGUCUUUGAUUCCUUCUUUGAUUUUAACGCCUAUCACUCUUUGCGUCUUGUAACACAUCUUCAUCGUCAUUUAUUUUACCGCCUGAUUGACCCGGAUGCUUUUCUUGUUUCAUGAUAUCGAAACUGUCUUUCUAGGGACUAUGAUGAACUAAUUAUGGCUGCAUUUAUUUUUCCUCGUCUCUGAGAUAUCAUUGCUGUCAAUGGAAAAACAUGGUUCGAUACUUUUGUUGAAUGCCUCAUAGCUGAUGAUCUCACAUCACGCUUAUUGAGUACACUUUACCAAACCCUCGAGCAUUGGUCU